Molecule: messenger RNA, 2501 nt
Organism: Aedes albopictus (Asian tiger mosquito)
Lineage: Eukaryota; Metazoa; Arthropoda; Insecta; Diptera; Culicidae
Product: corticotropin-releasing factor-binding protein
Exons: 6
Coding region: 1083-2066 (327 amino acids)
Biological process (GO): negative regulation of corticotropin-releasing hormone receptor activity; hormone-mediated signaling pathway; negative regulation of corticotropin secretion
Molecular function (GO): corticotropin-releasing hormone binding
Source: RefSeq, a predicted model, not a curated record
AACCAGCGCCAUUCAACGUUCUUCAGCAAGGGGUUGAUGUCUGCCAACCAGUCUUACCAGGCUCUCCAUUGCCACACGGUGUUGAGGUAUUCAGUGUAAGGAAAAGUUAAACCUAGCCAAGUGAGUGAGUUUGUGAGUUUCCUGGCCAUUAGCGUGAGAAGAAGUGCAGUCAGUCAGUGGUACUUGUUGCUGGCUCCGUGAUGCGUUGAUGAACGUUCAAGAUUUCCUCGGGCGCAGUGGCUUCAUGUGUGACUUGAAAGCACAUGAAAGGAUCUAACGGACCGGAAAAAUAACUCGUUGAAGGAUUAAUAAUUCGAAGCAGUUAUCCUUUUGCGAUUUGAAAAGUGGAACCUCGAAUGAUAAGUGUUUGAUAAAGUUAUCGCACGUGAUACAGAAGGUGUAGAAGAAGAUUAUCACAGAAAAGAUUGUGUUAAAAGUGAAACUGUUAUCAUUGCGGCUUUUUCAACGGUGCAAAUAUGUGCAGUGAAAUGUGUAUGGUUCGGAGCAUGGGAAGGGACACCAGUCGCGCCAGGCAGGAUGUUGUUUGUUUUAUUGUUGACACUAUAAAUUAAUUUUCGACCGAGUUCAGACACCAGAAAUUUUUCGCCGAAAAAAGAAGGGUGAAUAUCAACGCCUUGCGGCCAAAUUACUUUGCGUACCUCCUAGAAGCGCAAUGCAUAGUAACCCCAGCGCUAUGCUGCUGCUCCCACAGAUGCUGAUGAUGACGAUGACAACAAAUGCCUGGCGGUCGAGUUCCUAGAUCAACAACUACAACAGUUGAAGCACUUCGAAGAGUGGUGCCGUGGCACAGAUAACGACAGGCAAAAACGUUCGUUCCGAGGCCAACAAAACCCCAACCCACCAAGAGACAGACACAGAAAAGAUAGGAUUAGUGACCAGAGAGUGUGUGUGUGCUGUGCACGGAAAGCCUCACAUUUUCGUUGCGGAAUUGAAUUGUUCAUUUCCUUGUCCGGUCGGUUGAAACGGGAAAUAUACGUAGGGAGUGAUCUUGCGGGGAAUCACAUACACGGCAGGGUUUGGUUUUUGGUUUAACACCACCCGAGGUACGGCUAAACGCUGCAAUGAAAGGUGUGCUGAUACUGUGCUUUCAUGUGCUGGUGCUGAGCUUUCAGGCAAAGGCAUGGCAAGCGGUGAGGAAUCCGUUCGAGUUCAGCAAACCGCCGGAGAAGUUCCACCAAGUGACAGACUGCAUGCACGUGACAUCCGAGGAGGGUGAGUUUUUCUUCAAGCGCACGGCCCCCAUCGUCGCCACACCGCAGCACGGUCGCCUGGUGGAUGUGCUGGGCAUGGCCCCCGUCAUGGAAGUGUGUGGGAUUUACUUCGUCACCGAUCCGGACAAGCUGGUUGAGGUCACCGUCAAGCGAAUGGAUGUCAAUUGCGACACCGGUGGGUUGAUGUCGUUCGUCGACGGGUGGGAGCUGAAUGGGAUGUACUUUCCGACCGAGUACGAUCACCCGAAGAGCAUGGAGCAACGGAUCAACGAGUUCUGCAACGAUCCCAAGAUGUGGCCGUACAUUCCGGUGCGGAAGGCGUUUCGGUCCAGCCAGAACGCGGCGCUGGUGCAGUACCGGAUACCGAUCAGUGGCUCGUUUGCGGUGUCGGUGCGGUAUCUGCACAACCCGGAUCCUUGCAAUAUAAUGGCGGAAGGAGUGGCACCAUACUACACCCUACGGAAUCGUGGUGCUUAUCGGAAUUGCUCAGUAACGGCUGUCUUCCCAGCGGUAAUGUCGGUUGUAGGCAUGGACGUCGGUGGGCGGAAGGACGGCGUCAACUAUGAUUGCGACCGACCGGGCGUGGUUGACCGACUGGAAAUCGGUGGCUCAUCCGGACUAGACACGUCCAACAUGGAUAAAUCGAGCACGAUCUGUGGCAAGAGUAUGGAACCGGGACCGGAACAGGGCAUCUUUUGCGGUACCAGCACGGCUCGAUUGAUUUCCAGCGGACGGCACGCCAAUCAGGCACUGGUUUCGGUGCGGGUUGCCGAGGAAAACGAUAUCGCUCUGGCCACGGUGCUGUGCGACAUGCGACGAAAGAAGAAGAAAUAAACACCGUAAUAAAUGUUCCAAAGAUUGUCGUCAUCAGUGUGACGGAUGUGUAAAAUAAUUGCAGUAUUAGAAUAGAUCUGUUUCGCUUUAGUUGAAGUUCUUCCUAAAUAUAUGUACUAAACAUAUUGUCAGUUUUGUGAUUCUCUGAAAAGGAAACGGCAAUCCGCUUGGGAAUGCAAUGUGCAAUCUAGUCAUUUGCUUGAUUUUAUUUGUGAUCAUGAACACUGUUCUGUUUUGGAUGAUGAGAAAGGGAAAAGAGCUAAAAAAUAAAACUAAAACAAAAGAAAACAAGAGCCGAUAUUUAUUUGAUGCACAAUAUAGAGCCACUCAUACCAAAGCUAGAAUAAGAAGCUAAAUUCAAUCCAAGAGUAGAAUCUUAAACAUGUAAAGAAAGAGAGCAACAAUGAAAAUAUAAAUUUUAGUGUACAACUUUGA